CCAUACUAUGGUACAAAGAUACUAGACCCAAGUGUCUAGUGCAUCUCCCAAACUAUUCAGAGGCAUCCAUCUCAUGCACGGCGGGGUAGGGUCCGGGAAGAACCACAUGACCAUCCAGCCCCGUCUCCGCAUUCUCAGUGCAAACAAACGGACACUCAACUACUCCCGACCCACCCUAUUCUCGUUUAUAUCACUAUCACACCGUUUCCACAAAACAAAACAACCCAUCGAUAUAACAUAGGAUUACAAAAUGGCUCCAAUCGGGAUUGCUAUUCUGGGGUGCGGAAUCUUUGUCCAGGAGGAGCAUCUUCCAGCAGUAGAAGCCUGUUCAGAUGUAGUUCUGAAGGCUGUUUACUCCCGUUCGGAAGCCUCUGCGAAAAAGCUUUUGCAGGCGAAGUCAGGAGUGGAUAUCUACUCUGACGAUUCCGAGAAUGGCCUGGGCGUACUAUUGGCGCGCUCCGAUAUCCAGGCCGUGAUCAUCGCUCUCCCUAUUACCAUCCAACCCGAAGUAAUCAAAAAAGCCCUCGGAGCCGGCAAACAUGUGCUGAGCGAGAAGCCCGUUGCGAAAGACCUAGCACAAGCCCGCGAGCUAAUAUCCUACAAACAGUCCUAUCCGGACCUAAACUGGAGCGUGGCGGAGAACUUCCGCUUCCAGGAAGCCUGGCGACAUGCCCACCGGGAGAUAACCGCCCUCGGCCGGGUCAUCAACUUCCGCUCGCGGGUCUGCUGGCUCGUCACCCCAGGCUGGAAAUACUACGAAACUUCCUGGCGCAAGACGCCAGACUACCAAGGUGGCUUCCUCCUCGACGCCGGAGUGCACUACGCUGCAAGCAUGCGCAUUCUACUAUCUGACGAAAAGAUAGUGAAAGUCUCUGCUUUCACCGCCUCAAAUUUCGAGCACUUGCCCCCCGUGGACACCAUCUCUGCUAUCUUCAAGACAGAUAAAGGCGUUGUGGGGAGCUUCGAGGUCAGCGUCGGAACGACCUUCGAAGGAUGGGAGUUUGCGGUUGCGUGUGAGAAUGGGAGUGUCACAGUGCGGCCUGUCAGCGAGGUUGUUAUUCUCAGGAGGAAACCUGGGGGAGGGUUCGAGGAUGAGAUUGUCAAGAAGUUCCCUGAUGAUAAGAAAGGGGUUGGGCCGGAGGUUGCGGCGUUCGCAAAGGCUGUCAUUGCGGGUGCCCCGGAUGAAAGGCAGACACCGGAACUUGCGGUGGGGGAUUUGGAGAUGAUUGAGAAGAUGCUGCGAUCUGGAGAGAAUGAUGGGGCUGUCAUGGAGAUUAAUGGUGGCUUGACGGCAUAAGUAUUACUGGGGAUAAUCGUAAAUUACGCCGUAUUAGUGUAACGAGCGGUAUCAGUUGUUAGAGGUGUUAGAAAACAUUAGGAAUUGGGAUCGGAAGUGUGGACUUUGGAAUAUCAUAAUAUUAUAUUGGGUGUGAGGAUUCAA
Tuber melanosporum (Perigord truffle) is the source of this 1441-nucleotide messenger RNA. RefSeq lists its product as uncharacterized. Gene Ontology annotation, biological process: NADPH regeneration. Gene Ontology annotation, cellular component: cytoplasm. Bases 251 to 1297 code for a protein of 348 amino acids. Gene Ontology annotation, molecular function: nucleotide binding; oxidoreductase activity. NCBI's taxonomy places the organism in Eukaryota, Fungi, Ascomycota, Pezizomycetes, Pezizales, Tuberaceae. The transcript has 4 exons. The record is from RefSeq and is a predicted model, not a curated record.